Messenger RNA from Porites evermanni, 11847 nucleotides. The record is from the annotation of a GenBank genome assembly. NCBI's taxonomy places the organism in Eukaryota, Metazoa, Cnidaria, Anthozoa, Scleractinia, Poritidae.
AUGUUAGCAACGAGGAAGUCUCUGAUAGAACUGGAACAGUUCCCCUUUCCCAACCAAUUAAAGCCUGACAGAUUAGAUUCCUGGGCCAUUGUCUUCAGCGCCCUCAGGAGGACCUUAUUUCUAAUUGCGCUCUGUGCCACCCGACACAUGGUAAACCAAGACCUCGUGGACAUAAAAUUCUAUUCUACGAAUGUGCUACAAAACUAAUCAAUCCCGAAAAUCCCCCCUUCCUCACGAAAUUCAUACUUUGGCACAGGACCACAAAGCUUAGAGGCACAUGGAGGUCGACUGUUGGCACCACUGGGAACCCCCAUGACCGCCUCAGCCGAGCUGGGAGAGGUAUUGCAGGACUGAAAUUGGGACAAGCCUGUCCUGGCGUUCUUACCAGAUGAUCUUUCAACUUCUUAAAUACAGUUCAUUGUCCCUGUUGCCAACAAAACAGUACAUUUUUUGUACACAGAUUGAAAAGGCGCUCAGCAAUAAAGGAAAAUCCAGUGAUGAAGUGUCUGUUAUAAGCAGCAGGGCCAAGCAAGUUUUGAAGCUCUUCACAUUCAGUAGUAGCGGCCAUGUUUUGUCGGCUUUGACUUACACAGGAUCAGUCUUUAUUCUGUCAGAUGACACAACAUGUUGAGGAAAGUAAGUUCUCUUCUAAGGAAGUGACACUUGGUAGGCUUCAGUUUCCAAACCAGCAGUCCUUGUAUGAUCAAACACUAACCGCAGGCAGUGGAUGUGGUCUUCAAAGAUGGGCGCCCUGAUGAUAAUAUCAUCGAAAUAUACUAGACAGUGUGUCCAGUUAAGGCCAAUGAGCACCAAAUAAAAGAAAAUUAAUAAAACAAAUCAAGCUAGCGGGUCUGUUUGUCGAUCCAAAAGGCAUAACUCUCCUCUGGAAUUGAACGUUAUGAGUUGAGAAGGUAGUCUUAGGCCUAUCCUCUUAUUUCACUUGCAUCUGCCAGUUCCCAGAGGCACGCACUGAACCCCACCCAAAGGCUCUAACACAUCAUCUGUCUGAUGUAGUGGUAUGGUAUUCUUCUUUGUCAACUGGUUAAGUGUACAGUAUUCAAUGUAGAUAUAGUAUAGUAGUUUCACGGGCUUGCAAUCACUUGUGUGGAUUUCGUAAAUCAGAGCUGUCAUUUGCAAAGAUGACCUCCCAGUGCAUUACCAGGGACAAACACUAUUCUCUUUAGACUCCCGAAAGCCCUUCUAGGUCACCUGGCAAUCUGGACUUCCCUUUUCAUCCUCCUUUGGCUUCUCCCCUUUGGCCACUGGUUUGUUUUUAACUGAACAUGAUGACUGCGGGAAAUUGGCGAAAUCUGGCUUUGGUUGCAGUGAAACAAAUGGCCACCCCACUACUGACAGGGUGCUAUCGGCAACAGGAACAUCUGCCUGUAGUCUCAUGGGCCUGUUUAAGAAGUUAGCAACUCGAACUAGAGUUAGUCCAUCUCUUGGAAUUAUUAAGGUACGGGCUAAGUUGAUUUCAGAUUUGCCUCUCAGUUCCCUUUUCUCCCCUAAGAUCCCCGAAGUACCAGUAUUAUGAUCAAAUCCAUUCCCCAAUUUGUCGUCUAUUAUUUGUUCAGUUGCGGCUUCCACACAAAUUACACAAGAAAUUUCUACAAACACCAGGUGUAACCUUGUAAGAUCUGAUUGAAAGUUGUGGUGUCAUAGUGAGUCUGAAAUUUAAAGUGCUGAAAAAAGUCUGAGCCAAGUAUGAGGUCGUGGGAUUGGCCCUGUACAAACAAUGAAUACUUCUAAAGGAAAGCUAACUUCCGUUUCUUUCAGAACUGUUAAUUUAUUUCCAUUUGCUAUAGUCAGAGUCCCGGUUACUAGCCUCACUUUUGAUUCAAAUCCACUCUUCCUCCAUGUUCCCUCAUUCAAGACACUGCCAGUUUCACUAGUGUCUAGCAAUAUACAAUUCACACUAUGAUUCACAAUUCCUGUGACAUAGAUUCGAGAGUCUGUUGUUGCUGACAGUAUUGUUAUUAACAAAAGCAGGGUUGGUUACCUCAUUAUUGGCGAUUGCUGAUGCUUGGGCAACUGCUUCAAGAAUGAGAGGAACUGCCUGGCCCUUCGGCAGGCCCAAAGCUCUGUUUCCCCUUUGUUUGUGUGGGCCGUUUCAAGUGAGAUCGCCAGGUUCGCGGCAAGCAAAGCAUACCACAUCAUUACGGCACUGCCCAUUAAAGGGUGGUUUCAGCUUUUCAUUCCAGCUCAUUAAUCUUUUCAUUCACACCAUUGGGUAGUGGGGAUGUAAUUCUAUGCGCUGACCACCCAAUCCUUGGCCAAGCGGUAAUUGUCUUACAUCUUGAUUACCCGAACUGUUAUGAGUCUCAAGAUGCUUUCAGUUCAGGCCAUGUAGAGUGCACAUCCCUGCCGCAUCGCUCAGAUGUGGUUGGAAUUCUUGGAACAUUGGAAUUCUUGCCCUAUUUUUAUAAACAUUGCAAUUCCCGCCCUAUCCUUUUGAAAAUAAGAAUUCCCGCGCUGCCCUUCCGAACAUUGUAAAAUUCCGGCCUUAUCCUUUCAAACGUUGGAAUUCCCGCCUAUUCUUUUGAGCAUUGGAAUUCCGGCCCUACCUUUCUUUUGUUGGAAAUCCGGCCCUAUCCUUUCCAACAUUGGAAUUCCAGCCCCAUCCUUUUAAACAUUGGAAUUCUGGCCCUAUUUAUCAACACUGAUCUCCGGCCCUAUCCUUUCAAACAUUGGUAUUCCACCAUCAUCCUCUUUAAAACAUUGGUGUUACGCCCCUUUCCUUUCAAACAUUGGAAUUCCGGCCCUAUGCUUUCAAACAUUGGAAUUCCUGUCCUAUCCUUUCAAGCAUUGGAAUUCAGGCCCUAUUUUUAUGUAAAUUCGCGUUUUGGCCCUAUUUCUAUAAAUAUUCGAAUUCUGGCCCUAUCAUUUCAAACGUUGGAAUUCCGGCCCUAUCCUUUCAAACACUGGAAUUCCGGCCCUAUCCUUUCAAACACUGGAAUUCCGGCCCUAUCCUUUUUAACAUUGGAAUUCAGGCCCUAUCCUUUCAAACACUGGCAUUCAGGCCCUAUCCUUUUUAACUUUGGAAAAUCCGGCUCUAUCCUUUUUUAACACUGGAAUUCCGGCUCUAUCCUUUCAAACAAUGGAAUUCUGGCCCUAUCCUUUCUAUCACUGGAGUCCUGGCCCUAUCCUUUCGACCCUUGGAAUUCCGGCCCUAUCCUUUUUAACUUUCGUAAUCCUGCCCUAUCCUUUUUAACUUUGGUUAUCCGGCCCUAUUCUUUCUUACAUUGGAAUUCCGGCCCUAUUCUUUGUAACAUUGGAAUUCAGGCCCUAUCCUUUCUAACAUUGGAAUUCCGGCCUUAUCCUUUCAAACACUGUAUAUAUUUCCCUAUCCUUUUUAACAUUGGAAUUCAGGCCCUAUCCUUUCAAACACUGGAAUUCAGGCCCUAUCCUUUCAAACACUGGAAUUCCGGCCCUAUCUUUUUUAACAUUGGAAUUCAGGCCCUAUCCUUUCGAACACUGAAAUUCCGGCCCUAUCCUUUUUAACAUUGGUAUUCAGGCCCUAUCCUUUCAAAACACUGGCAUUCCGGCCCUAUCCUUUUUAACAUUGGAAUUCAGGCCCUAUCCUUUCAACAAUGGAAUUCCGGCCCUAUCCUUUUUAACAUUGGAAUUCAGGCCCUAUCCUUUCGAACACUGGAAUUCCGGCCCUAUCCUUUUUAACAUUGCAUGGAAUUCAGGCCCUAUCCUUUCUAACAUUGGAAUUCCGGCCCUAUCCUGUUUAAAAUUGGAAUUCAGGCCCUAUCCUUUCAAACACUGGAAUUCCGGCCCUAUCCUUUUUAACAUUGGAAUUCAGGCCCUAUCCUUUCAAUAACUGGAAUUCCGGCCCUAUUUUUUUUAACUUUGGAAAAUCCGGCUCUAUCCUUUUUAACAGUGGAAUUCCGGCCCUAUCCUUUUUAACAUUGGAAUUCUGGCCCUAUCCUUUCAAACACUGGAAUUUCGGCCCUAUCCUUUUUAACUUUGAAACAUCCGGCUCUAUCCUUUUUUAACACUGGAAUUCCGGCUCUAUCCUUUCAAACAAUGGAAUUCUGGCCCUAUCCUUUCUAUCACUGGAGUCCUGGCCCUAUCCUUUCGACCCUUGGAAUUCCGGCCCUAUCCUUUUUAACUUUCGUUAUCCUGCCCUAACCUUUUUUAGCUUUCGUAAUCCGGCCCUGUCCUUUUUAACAUUGCAAUUCCGGCCCUAUCCUUUCAAACACUAGAAGUCCGGCCCUAUCCUUUCUAACAUUGGAAUUCCGACCCUAUCCUUUCUAACAUUGGAAUUCCGACCCUAUCCUUUCUAACACUGGAAUUCCGGCCCUAUUGUUUGUAACAUUGGAAUUCUAGCCCUAUCCUUUCAAACACUGCAAUUCCGGCCCUAUCCUUUCAACCACUGGAAUUCCGGCCCUAUCCUUUUUAACAUUGGAAUUCCGGCCCUAUUCUUUGUAACACUGGAAUUCCGGCCCUAUCCUUUUUAACAUUGGAAUUCCUGCCCUAUCCUUUCAAACACUGGAAUUCCGGCCCUAUCUUUUUUAACAUUGGAAUUCCGGCCCUAUUCUUUGUAACAUUCGAAUUCUAGCCCUAUCCUUUCAAACACUGGAAUUCCGGCCCUAUCUUUUUUAACAUUGGAAUUCGGGCCCUAUUCUUUGUAACAUUGGAAUUCUAGCCCUAUCCUUUCAAACACUGCAAUUCCGGCCUUAUCCUUUGUAACAUUGGAAUUCCGGCCCUAUCCUUUCUAACACUGGAAUUCCGGCCCUAUUGUUUUUAACAUUGGAAUUCUAGCCCUAUCCUUUCAAACACUGCAAUUCCGGCCCUAUCCUUUAACCACUGGAAUUCCGGCCCUACCCUUUUUAGCAUUGGAAUUGCGGCCCUACUCUUUGUAACACUGAAAUCCCGGCCCUAUCCUUUCAAACACUGGAAUUCCGGCCCUAUGCUUUCUAACAUUGGAAUUCCGGCGCUAUCCUUUCAAACAGUGGAAUUCCGGCCCUAUCAUUUUUAACAUUGGAAUUCUGGGUGUAUCCUUUCAAACACUGGAAUUUCGACCCUAUCCUUUUUAACUUUGGAAAUCCGGCCCUAUCGUUUUCAACAUUGGGAUUCCGGCCCUAUCAUUUCUAACAUUGGAAUUCCGGCCCUAUCCUUUCAAACAGUGGAAUUCCGGUCCUAUUCUUUUUAAUAUUGUAAUUCCGGCCUUUUCCUUUCAAACACUGGAAUUCCGGCCCUAUCCCUGUUAACGUUGAAAUUCCGGCCUUAUCCUUUCAAACACUGUAUAUAUUUCCCUAUCCGUUUAAACACUGGAAUUCAGGCCCUAUCAUUUCUAACAUUGGAAUUCCGGUUCUAUCCCUUUUAACAUUGGAAUUCCGGCCUUAUGCUUUCAAACACUGGACUUCCAGCCCUAUCCUUUUUAACUUUGGAAAAUCCGGCUCUAUCCUUUUUAACAGUGGAAUUCCGGCCCUAUCCUUUUUAACAUAGGAUUUCCGGCUCUAUCCUUUCAAACACUGGAAUUCCGGCCCUAUCCUUUUUAACUUUGGAAAAUCCAGCUCUAUCCCUUUUUAACACUGGAAUUCCGGCUCCAUCCUUUCAAACAAUGGAAUUCUGGCCCUAUCCUUUCUAUCACUGGAGUUCCGGCCCUAUCCUUUCGACCCUUGGAAUUCCGGCCCUAUCCUUUUUAACUUUCGUAAUCCUGCCCUAUCCUUUUUAACAUUGCAAUUCAGGCCCUAUCCUUUCAAACACUGGAAUUCCGACCCUAUCCUUUCUAACAUUGGAAUUUCGGCCCUAUGCUUUGUAACGUUGGAAUUCUAGCCCUAUCCUUUCAAACACUGCAAUUCCGGCCCUGUCCUUUCUAACAUUGGAAUUCUGGCCUUAUCCUUUCAAACUCUGGAAUUUCGGCCCUAUUUUUUUUUAACAUUGGAAUUCCGGCCCUAUUGUUUUUAACAUUGGAAUUCUAGCCCUAUCCUUUCAAAAACUGCAAUUCCGGCCCUAUCCUUUGAAACACUGGAAUUCCUGCCUUAUUCUUUGUAACAUUGGAAUUUUAGCCCUAUCCUUACAAACACUGCAAUUCCGGCCCUAUCCUUUCAACCACUGAAAUUCCGGCCCUACGCUUUAACAUUGGAAUUCCGGCCCUAUUCUUUGUAACACUGGAAUUCCGGCCCUGUCGUUUCAAACACUGGAAUUCCGGUCCUAUUAUUUCUAACACUGGAAUUCCGGCCCUAUCCUUUCAAACAGUGGGUUUCCGGCCCUACCAUUUUUAACAUUGGAAUUCUAGCCCUAUCCUUUCAAACAGUGGAAUUCCAGCCCUAUCCUUUUUAACAUUGGAAUUCAGGCCAUAUCCUUUCAAACAGUGGAAUUCCGGCCCUAUCCUUUUUAACAUUCCAAUUCCGCCCCUAUCCUUUCUACCACUGGACAUCCGCCCCUAUCCUUUCUAACACUGGAAUUCCUGCCCUUUCCUUUCUAACACUGGAAUUCCAGCCCUAAUCUUUUAAACACUGGAAUUCCGGCCCUAUCAUUUUUAACAUUGGAAUUCAGGCCCUCUCCUUUCUAACACUGGAAUUCCGGCCCUAUCCUUUUUAACAUUGAAGUUCAGGCCCUAUCCUCUCAAGGAUUGGAAUUCGUGCCCUAACGUUUCUAACAUUAAAAUUCCGGCCCUAUUAUUUCACACACUGGAAUUCAGGCCUUAUUCUUUCAAACAUUGGAAUUCCGGCCCUAUCAUUUUUAACAUUGGAGUUCAGGCCCUAUUAUUUCAAACACUGGAAUUCCGGCCCUAUCCUUUCAAACAUUGGAAUUCUGGCCCUAUCCUUUCAAACACUGGAAUUCAGGCCCUAUCCUUUCAAACACUGGAAUUCCGGCCCUAUCCUUUUUAACUUUGGAAAAUCCGUCUCUAUCGUUUUUAACAUUGGAAUGCCGGCCCUAUCCUUUCAAAGAAUGGAAUUUCGGCCCUAUUCUUUCUUACAUUGGAAUUCCGGCCCUAUUCUCUGUAACAUUGCAAUUCCGGCCCUAUCCUUUCAAACACUGGAAUUUCGGCCCUAUCCUCUUUAACAAUGGAAUUCCGGCCCUAUCCUUUCUAACAUUAGAAUUCCGGCCCUAUCCUUUUAAACACUUGAAUUCCGGCCCUAUUCUUUCUUACAUUAGAAUUCCGGCCCUAUACUUUCUAACAUUGGAAUUCCGGCCCUAUCCUUUCUUACACUGGAAUUCUGGCCCUAUCCUUUCUAACAUUGGAAUUCCGGCCCAAUCCUUUCUAACUUUGGAAUUCAGGCCCUAUCCUUUCUUACAUUGGAAUUCUGGCCCUAUCCUUUCUGACACUGGAAUUCCGGCCCUAUUCUUUCUUACAUUGGAAUUCCGGCGCUAUCCUUUUAACCAUUGGAAUUCCUGCCCUAUCCUUUUUAACAGUGGAAUUGCGGCCCUAUCUUUUUAACCAUUGGAAUUCCUACCUUAUCUUUUCAAACACUGGAAUUCCGUCUGUAUCAUUUGUAACAUUUUUAUUCCAGCUCUAUCCUUUCUAAUAUUGUUAUUCCGGUCUGAUCGUUUUUUUACCUUGGUAUUCGGGUCCUAUCCUUUGAAACAUUUCAAUUGCAAUUCAUUCCUUUCAAUUAUUGGUUUUCACCACUUUCCUCUUUCUAACAUUGGUAUUCCGGCCCUUUUCUUUCAAACACUGGAAUUUUGGCCCUCUUCUUUCAAACAUUGGACUUCUGGCCCUAUUUUGAUAAUCGUUUUUAAUUCGUGUAUUCGAAUUCUGACCCUAUUUUUAUUAACAUUGGAAUUCUGGGCAUAUUUUUUUAUAAACAUUGGAAUUCCGGCCCUAUCCUUUGAAACUUUGUAAUUCUGGCCUUAUUUUUGUAAACACUGGAAUUCCAUCGCUAUCCAUUCAAACAUUGGAAUUCUUGCCCUUUCCCUUUGAACACUGGAUAUUCUGCCCUAUCCUUUCAAACAUUGGAAUUGUAGUCCUAUCCUUUAAAACAUUGCAUGGAAUUCCGGCCCCAUCCUUUUGGACAUUGGAAUUCCUGCACUCUCUUUUCAAACAUUGGAAUUCUGGCCCUAUCCUUUCAAAGAUUUGAAUUCCAAUCCAUUCCUUUUAAACAUUGGUAUUCGGGACCUAUCCUUUCGAACAUUUGAAUUCUGGCCCUAUUUUUGUUAACAUUAAAAUUCCGGCUCUUUGCUUUUAAACAUUGGCAUUCCGGCCGUAUCCUUUCAAACAUCGGAAUUCUGUGCCUAUAUUUAUAUACGUUGGAAUUCUGACCUUACCCUUUCGAACACUGGAUUUCUGAUCUUAUCCUUGCAAACAUUAGCAUUCUGAUCUAAACCCUCCAGAAAUUUCAAUUCUUAUAUUAUCCUUCCAAACAUUAGAAUUCUUUCCCUGUCCUUUUUAAAGAUUGUAAUUCUGAUCUUAUCCCUCCAAACAUUUGAAUUCUGAUCUUAUCCUUCGAAAUACUGGAAUUCUGGCCCUAUCCUUAUAAGCAUUGGAAUUCGGAUGUUUUCCUUUCAGACAUAGACCUUAAGAGAGAUCUUGUAUCUUUCUGUCAGGAUACCCAAUUUUACCCUUUUUAUCCAGGCCGAAGCCUAUGACGCAGGUUGUACCGAGUUACAUGGUUAACCGGUAGCAGGCAAGGCACACCUGACCUGACCCUCCAAACGUUUGAUUCUGUCGUCACUCCAAACAUUUGAAUACCGAAUGUCAUCACUACAAGCAUUUGAAUACCAAUGUCAUCGCUCCAAACAUUUGAAUUCCGAAUGUCAUUAUUACAAACAUUUGAAUACCGAAUGUCAUCACUUGCAACAUUUGAAUUCCGAAUGUCAUCACUUGGAACAUUUCAAUACCGAAUGUCGUCACUCCAAACAAUUGAAUACCGAAUGUCAUCACUACAAACAUUUGAAUACCGAAUGUCGUCACUCCAACCAUUUGAAUACCGAAUGUCGUCACUCCAAAUAUUUGAAUAAAAAAGAAAAUAAUGAUCUGGAGGUAGCACGUCCACAAAGUAGUUCUUCGUCUACCUGAUUACUUGGCGAAUUGGAACUUGGAAAUGUUGGUUUUCUGGGAGAGGGAAAGCUGGAGUACCCAGAGAAAAACCUCUCUACAUACAUUUGAAUUCCGAAAGUCAUUACUCCAAACAUUUGACUGCCGAAUGUCAUUACUCCAAACAUUUGAAUUCCGAAUGUCAUCACUCCAAACGUUUGACUACCGAAUGUCGUCACUCCAAACAUUUGAAUACCGAAUGUCAUCACUCUAAACAUUUGAAUUCCGAAUGUCAUCACUCCAAAGGUUUGACUACCGAAUGUCCUAACUCCAAACAUUUGAAUUCCGAAUGUCGUCAAUCUAAACAUUUCAAUUCAAAAUGUUUUAACUCCAAACAUUUUUAUUCAGAAUGGGGGAAUUUCAACCACUUGAAUUCAGAUUUAUUUAGCUUGUCAUAUUUGAGUUAUUUCUGUAUAAUUACACGAUAAUAAUGCAUUAUUUUACCAGCUGUACUUGGUUUUACUGGUUUGCAAUCUAAUCAUGAUAUUUUUGUAUUUCUUUUUUUCUUUUUCUUUUUCAGUUAUAGCUUGGAAUUCCAACUUCGUUUGUAUAAGGUUCAUAGACAAGAAAAAUAGAGAAGGACACGGAAUUUAAGGGCACUAUAAAGUAUGUAUUGUUCUUCAAUCGUUUCACGGGUCCGUACAUUAUGUAUUUCUCUUAGAUCUACCCAGUCUCCAAGAUAUCAGUCACUGACGCUGGAGGGUACCCUGUGUUUAUUAUCCACUCCAGGGUGAUCCCUAGUUCCACCUGGUCUGUACUCCACCCAGGAGGGCCAGCCCUCCCGGUUCCCCUUAGUUCCUAGUGACUGGGGGAUAUGGGCCUCACCCCCGGAGACUGAUCAGGACUCCUGUCCAGGGUGGCUACCCCUGGUACCACUCGAUUCUUGUCUUCCCCAGGAGGGCUUCUUCCUAGUCCCCUUACCCCUAGAUUUAAGCGCUUCCCUGCCCCCAGUAUUUUUCCCAUUAGUUUUCUUGUGUGUUUUCUGUGUAGUGUGCAGCGUAGAACCUUUAUGCGAAACCAUCCACCGAUCGGAAGAUGUUAUUAACGAUUUGCCUAGUCCCUAGGCCUUAUUAUUCCGCGCAAAUUAACGAUCAGUUUUAAAACCUUUAUGAUACAUAGAAAAGGAGCAAGGAAAGAUCUUAUGAUCCUCUCAAUUUCUCAAGGCAGAUUUAAAUUCAUCGUCAAAGAUUUAUAGUUAAUGGUCACUUAAAGCCUGUUAUGUAUGUCUGACCAUAGCUGAGUUUUCAUCACACGUGAGCUAGUUUUGGUGUGGUAAAUAAAACUAGGCUGAGAAAAGAGCCGACAUUUAGCGACGCCACAACUACUUUCUCCGUGAAAUGACGUCUGAGAUACAAGCGCAGAAAUUCCAUACUGAUGACGCAUCACUAUCCAUUUCUCGGUAGUGUUUCUGAUUGGCUGAAGCAAAUUUCCCUCGCAGCACGACCAAUCAGAAACACUAUAGAUCCGGGUAGUGACGCGUCAUUAGCAUGGAAUUUCUGCACUUGUUUCUCAGACGUCAUUUCGCGGGAAAACUAGUGGUAGGGUCGCGAAAUGUCUGCUGUUUUCUCAGGAUAGAUUAUUACUUGCAUUUCACAAACCUUUGGCUUCCUAUAAUAUUAAUUUUCUUUUUUCCUUUCGUUGUCUGAUCACUGCAUCUUUCCAUUGCUAAUUUUUUAGAAGUGGAAUGUUUUGGUCUAUGGUUGAGCAUGAAUCUGAAGAGUUAAUAAAUUUUUUUAAGAAAUCUAAUAGCUAUUUUGUCUUUAUCGUGCUUACGACCCUGUUGAGUAAACCUGAAGUCUGUUUGUUGCUUUUUAGGCUUAAUCGUAGUGAAUGCAUGGUAUGGUCAUUUAGUAUCCAUGGGAGAAAGGUAAGACACAAAACCAACGAUUCACGGACUGUAUCGUAUUGCAUCUUAAAACUCUUACAAACUUUUUCUUUUUUGUACUUAAAGUUCACAGGACGCUCGUCGAGGUCCCAGUAAAGUGAUCGGUAUUACGGUUCAAGUUAAAGAUUCACGACUCUUCCUCACUGAGUCUUCAAAGGUGCGAAAGCCGUCGCCCAGCGCGGGAAAGUUUAUGCUAAACGUCACGGUUUUGAUUGUUUCUGAUUGGUCGAGAAAGUUACGCGCUAUGAUUAGACAGUCGCAAGGUGUGACAAUAGAGCCUUUCACGGUUUUGUGAAAAUUUUUUACAUGGCCUAGUUAGCGAAAAUCCGUCGCCACCGCUGAAAAAGGAAACCUAAAAAGUAAAAUUGCCAAGUUUGAGAGUGAUUUGUCAGAAUAGAACCAAGAUAUACUUGUAGCUCGGCAGAGUCGUAAAAUUUUACAAAUGUUUGUAUGAUGGGUUUGUAUGAGGGCUGUGAAAUUUCGGAACUUUAGGGAGUUAUAUCAAUGCUCGCCUUCAACCUACUACUUUCAAACUUGGCAAGUUUAUAAAUUUUAAAGCACUCUUUUAUUUGUUAUUUUUGGCACCUCUCCACUUUAUGAUUGGUCGUGCCAAAUCGUGUCACUUUUCAAGCCAAUUAGAUCAAACUAGAACUAAUCAUGGCUUGUUCCCACGUUUCCUGCGUUUUUCAUAGAUUCAGCCAGAUCCCAAAGGUUUUUUCAUUGUUUUUUUUUUCUGUAACCUCUAAUUGGCCUAACGUAUUUUCUUUGUUUGAUGUGAUUGGCUAAUAUAAUUAAUUGAACUGAAAGUCUUUUCUGUAACACCUGUUUUCGAUGUUUUGUUUGUCUCUUUCAGAGUGAUUUAAGUGGAUUUUACGAUCCGUGUUGUAACGAGGAAAAGAUGCUGCAAAUAAGAUAUUUGUUCAGGGAAGCGGUUCACGAAGUGACAGUCGGUGAUAAUGAAGCUGUUUAA